Mauremys reevesii (Reeves's turtle) is the source of this 974-nucleotide messenger RNA. RefSeq lists its product as uncharacterized. The coding region runs from base 84 to 758 and encodes 224 amino acids. Lineage: Eukaryota; Metazoa; Chordata; Testudines; Geoemydidae. The transcript has 4 exons. The record is from RefSeq and is a predicted model, not a curated record.
UGUUUCCUAGCAGGGAGCAGCAAGAAUCUGUAGGCGAAGCCUGGCUCAUUUACUGGACUGAGCUCUCCUGCGUGUGCUCCCGAAUGGAAACAAAUCGAGGGCUGUCUCUGAAGCAAACAGCCAGCUGCCUGCACAAACCCCAGCUGGAAAUCUGGCCGAAGAUGAACGUGGUGCACGCUCUGCGCUCGGAGCACCUGGCUGCGCCGCGAGUGGAGGCGAUGGAGCGGCCGAACCUGCGGGCUGUGGAUCAGCUGAGCCCAGAGAUCAAGAUGGAGAAAUACGUCCUGCUGAGCCUAGAUGGGAAGCUGCUGGGGCCAGAACUGAGCCGGAUCCGGAGUGAGAUGGCUCUGCCCCUGGAGCGCCUGGAUGUGGAGCUGCCCCAGGAGCUGCCGAAAGGCUACCUCUCCCACAAGCGUCGCUCCCUGCCUGCCUUCCCCUUCUCUCCUGCCAAGAGCCCCUGCAGCUCUCCAGGCCUCAGGAGCCCCAGGAGGAGCACAGAAGCGCUGUGUGUUGGCCACUUCCCCAUGGGGCUCAGUCAGCUUGUGACCGGGAUGCAGAGUCCUGGGCUGCGAGCCCCUGUGUCGCCCUCUCCUCGGGGUGCGAGAAGUCUGGCUGCACAGCCCAGGGUAACCCCAGGCAAGGUCACUGGCAGCAAGACCAAGGCAGGUGAAGCCGUGUGCCGCAGCCAUGGGCCCCGGAUGCAGCCGGAGUCUGACAGGAAGCAGCAACAGACACAGGGCGGAAAAGGGGCCUGCUAGGAAUGACUGGUGGGGCAGGGGGUGGUGGAGGGGGACGUGCCCUCUGGGAAUUGCUGGUGUCUCCAAGGGGUGGGGGUGGGGAUUGUACUUGGGAGCCAACUGUUUUACAAACCCAGCAGGGGCCAGGAGUCCUCCAGGCACCCCGGCCCUGCUUCCCCCCCUGCAGUUAAUGUGUGUAACCAAAGGGAUCCUAAAUAAAAGACUCUUCACUGUGAA